Molecule: messenger RNA, 3628 nt
Organism: Betta splendens (Siamese fighting fish)
Lineage: Eukaryota; Metazoa; Chordata; Actinopteri; Anabantiformes; Osphronemidae
Exons: 2
Coding region: 208-975 (255 amino acids)
Source: RefSeq, a predicted model, not a curated record
UGUGAGAGAACGCGAGACUCUGCGAGAACAGCACGAGAAAUUCAACAAGGCGGCGCGACACCGAUAGUAAACAACAGCGCGACAAACUAUCCGCCAAUUUAAAUAAAUAACUACCUUAUUUUACGGAAAAUAAUCAACCACCCUACCAUUCUGGAUAACACCGAAGAAAGUUUCGAGUACAUCGACGAGUGCUUCGAGCGUCUGGUAAUGGGGAAAAAGGAGACGGCUCCCAACAAGCGUUCCCGUCCGUCUGACUCACCUGAGUCACCUGGAGCUAGCUCGGCGGACAAAAACAUCACGGACAUCCUGGAGUCAAUCGAGAAAAAAAUAUCAAGUUUCGACGCACGUCUGGCGCUAGUGGAACUCCUCCACAAAGAGUUUAUGGCCCUCCGCGACUCCCUGGAAUUUAGCCAGCAGCAGGUGAUUUCUCUCGCCACCGAGAACGAGGCCCUGAAAGGAACGGUGCAGUCCCUGACGGAGGAUGUGGCUCAGCUAGCGGCCGAAAAUAAAAAAAUAAAAGAAGGUAUCAUCGAUCUGCAGGCCCGCAGCAUGAGGGACAACCUGGUGUUCUCGGGGAUUCCAGAACAGGCGGAGGAAAACACGGAAACCACAAUUAAAAACUUCAUUAAACAACAGAUGAAGAUUCCAGCGGAAGUUGUCGACAAGAUGGCGUUCCACCGUUCGCAUAGACUUGGAGGAAGACGACCGGAUGGCCAGCGCCCCCGACCCAUCGUUGCCAAGUUUCAUGACUUUAAGGCGAAGGAACUGGUUAAGAGCCGGGGCAGACAGCUGAAGGGAACCGACUACAGCGUCAACGACCAGUUCCCCAAGGAGAUCCUCGACCGCCGCCGCCGACUGUUCCCCAUCCGUAAGAGGUUCAUGGCAGAAGGCUGCAGGGCUGUCAUCAGCGUCGACAAACUGUACGUCAACGGAGAGCUCUACCGGGACCGGGAAGCAACUCCGUGGCUGUACUAGCAGGUGAACUGAGCGCGAUGAGGGUAAAUCCGGAUCUGGACUCCUUUCCCACCAUCAGCAGAAGAACCGAAGGAGAAGAAGCGCCAACCAACAACCAGAACGGGGUGGAAGCUCUGAUACCACAGCAGCUGGAGGACACAGACCACAGCAUGGACGCCUCACUGACUCCACAACGUCUGCAGCCAUCACGUUCUGGGCUCAUCAGAUGAACCAGCUACUACAAGCGUGUGUGUCUGACAGACACCUGCUUAUGACAAUCAGCAAAGGAAAACAAGGACAGAGCAACAGCAGAGAAGACGUGCUCUGACACAGACACUGGUUGAAACAACAGGAGAGGCUUCAGACGUGAUCGGCCCAAAAGAGCUGCAUCUGAGGAUCCAGGAAAGGUCUGUCAUCGAGGAACAACUGUCCCAUCGAAAGGCUUCACCCACUGGCGCUCACAUCAGACUGAUGGUUGGGGAUGGAGGAAGGUGACGGUUCCUUUUCACGUGACGUACAAGACGGUACCGCAAACACACACACAAACAUUUCCACGCACGCAAUGAAAAAACACGCUUACAGCUGAUGCACGCUCAAAUUCAUGUUCAUGCUUAUCUGCUCGCAAUGAAGAAUCACUUUUUGCUCAAAAAAAUCCCACAGAGUGAUUUUAAAAUGAUGACAAACAGCUAAAUGACAACUGCUGCAUGACUUUACAGUCUGAUGGGUUCAAACUAUUUUAACUUGCAACAAAUUCAGUAAUAAAAUCCUUCAUGUUUCUAAAAAUACUUGUGCACAAUAUAGGUUUGUCUGGCCAGACUGUAGAAAAACAAAACAGACUGUAGAAAAAACAAAGAAACAGACUAUAGGAAGACUGAGACUGACUGAAACAGACUAUUAAUGACUAUUAAAGGGAAGACGACUAUUAGAGAGAAGUAAUAAUAAUUACUGUACGUACCAGACUAUUAAAGAAAAACUUACUGUUUCACUAUCUUGUGCAACAUCUGACAGCAAGACACCUUAACAUUCAUUUUUGCUUUCAAACUUAUGCCCAGUUAAUUUUUUUAGGAAGAGAUCUGAUGUGUAGUUUAGGUAUUUGAUGUAUUUCCACUCCAGACGGAGUGCAGGUUACAUCUACAGACAUUUUAAAUAAUCCCUCUUUUGUUGGUGUUAACUUUAGCUCAGCUGUGCUCUUAUCAGUGGCUGCUGAGGGGGUGCUGUAACUGAGGCCCUCACACAGGCUGCAUCACAGCUUGUUUAUGAUUUCACACACACUCAAACUGACCUCAACUUCCCUCUUUUGGGAUGAACACAGGUCUGCGCUUGCGAUUUCUUUUACUAACAAACAAAAAGAUUUUUGAUGUUUAUUCUACAGUUCCACACGUCCCUCUGUGAAAACAUGAUGGAGACAGAUGCAGGACGUGGGACCUUUCGUGAUCAGAUGUCAACUGGGUGGAGACUGGUGAACGACCUCCGACCCCAUGUGACGUAUUUACCUACUUUGCAUACUUUUAGAAAACUUUUUUUUUAUUCUGCCCGUCAUGCACAACAAACAGUGAACUUGGUACCUCCACAUUCUAAUGACACACACUACAUGCUUUUGUUUUUAUUUUUACUUUUCAGAGGACGCUCUGACCCAACACUCAGUCUUACAGGAAGCCCUGCUUCCCUGUGGCUCACACACAUAUGAUGUAGGUUUGAUCAGAGGAUGUGAACCAGUGGUCAUCACACCUAAAUCUGACCACAGACCAUGUAAACAACACAUGGCAGAAUAGAAUGGCCUUAGAGAUGUUAUUAACAAAGAUGGGAAGUGUUUGUGUCAGGUUUGGUAAAACAUGCUGUACCUUUACCCAGGAUGACUGAACAUGAACUGAUUGAAAUCAAUUAUAGGCUUAUGUCCCUGUCUUUCCAAAGCUCAUACAGAGGUUAUUCUUGUUUACUGUAACUACCCACCAAAAUAGCUCCCAACCUUUUGUCCCUAAGUUACUUGCAUUUUAUGUGAAGGUGUAUUUUGAAUCUUGAUCAGUUAAUACCCUUAUUGUUUCAUUUGCAAGGGUCUUUUAUUAUUACAGAAUGUGAUGUUGACAAUUUUUCUUCUUAGUGGUUGAUUAAUGUGUAAUCAAAAGGGGGGAGUGUUAUGGGAAAAAUUGUGUCUUCCUUACUUCUAUGCAGUUAUUAUAUGAUUUAUGACUUAUGUCCUGCAAUUAAUAUCUUUUGUUCUUCUGUUUUGUCUUACUGUAUGCAUUUGACAUUUCACCUAGAUUGUUCAAUGGUUGUCUCUGCCUGAUAGACUCUCAACUCUAGCUCCCAAACCCAAGGUCAGGGAGUUGUGUCUCUGUCUGUUGAGACUUGGUGCUCCUUUCUCACAGAUAGUUGGACGUCAGCAAUGCAGGUGUGAGGAUGUAAAUAUCUUCACACACACUGCGACAGGGAGGAGAUGGUGCAUGUCAUUUGAUUGGGUUAGAAAGACAUUCCACCCUAGUCAGACAGAGAAGCUAAAAGGCAGAAGCAACUUUAGGAUCGUGGGCUCUUUGCAUCACACCUUCGUGGUGUGUGCACUGAUCUCCCCAGCUGGUUUUUGGUUUGUUGAUGUGCACGAUCAACAUCCAUGCUUUUUAUUUGCUUUCCCCAUUAUUUUUAUUUUCUUUAUUAUUUCAAUAAAUCGCACAAAAGGACA